UAGGUAUCUUCGUAAUUUUUUAUAAGAGGAGGAAGAAGAAGCUUGCACACAAUUACUCUCUGGAUUCUCCUUCUCCAGGGCCUAAAGAGUUAACAUGAAUAAAUUGACAGAGAAUACCUAAAGAAUGCGGCUAGAACGAGUUACCUUUAUUAAGGUUUUAAAGUUGUCAUGAAUUUGUAAGCUAUUUUACUAAUUUGUUGAUUAAGUGUGGUAUCAGUUUUAUUGUUCUUAUCAUUGUGGUGAUUUCCCAACGUUUUCAUACUAAUUUGCAUAUUUAAACAACAAUAACAACACACUAAGCUUUAUGUCCUAUACUGUGGGGUUGCUAUAUGAAAAACCAAAUAAGAGAAUCAAGUUAUGUUAUAGUUUGAAUUUUCUUGCAUCACUCAUUUCUUUCAACAACCACCAUUUCAUCUGAUUCCUUAACUAUCAUAUCAUUUUUUAUUCCUUGCAUCCAUUUUUUUCAUCUAAUUUGCAUAUUUAAACCAUUUAAAAAAAUGAGAUUUAUCAUAUUCAAUGUAUAGGGUUUUAUUAUGUCUCUCAUUUUCUCUCAAAAGCCAGGCAUACAUAGACAUGCACGCCCACACAUGCUAUAAGAACAUACAUGUGUGCAUGCAUGUGUAAGUACACGCACACGCACAUGCACAGCUUCUAGGGAAAGGGAGUGGUCAACCGUUACUGACACUCUUGCAAUUUUUGUCCAUGGUGAUAUAAAAAGUAGCUACUAGUAAUAUGGAAGUUCGUUUCUGAUUAGUAACAAAUAACAUAUUGAAGGUUUUUUAAGUGCCUGUCUUUUGAUUCCGUUAAAUGCAUUCUUCUGUUUCAUUCUUGUAUGAUAUGUUUUGGUGGGACAAUUAUCUGCUUUCUAAUUAUUGUCUAUGUGGAAUAACAGAAAACAAUGGUCCAAUGUUCUAAAAUUUAAAGAAUUUACACUGAUUCUUGCAUGCUUGUUAUACAUCCAGUUGACCAUCAGCAUUGGCAGCAGAAUGCUCCUCAAGUUAGUGUUCUGCCAAAACCUACUCCUCCACCAGGAAUCACACCACAUCUUCACCAGUCACCAGUGAAUUGUUAUGCCUCUGCUGAACCUACUUCAAAAAGUACUAGUUUGGGUUCUGAGAGACCGUCAAAUCCAUUACCUUCCCCAGGAAUGGCCAUAGGACAUUCCUUGGGCACAUUUACUUAUGAAGAUUUAGCAUUGGCAACAGAUAAUUUCUCUGAUCCUAACCUCAUUGGUCAAGGAGGUUUUGGUUAUGUCCACAAGGGAGUGCUAAAAAAUGGGAAAGUAGUUGCAAUUAAGCAGUUAAAAGCUGGAAGUGGACAGGGUGAGCGUGAAUUUCAAGCAGAGGUUGACAUCAUUAGCCAUGUGCAUCACAGACAUCUCGUUUCACUAGUUGGAUACUGCAUUAUUGGAGACAAGAGGUUGCUUGUUUAUGAGUUUGUUCCAAACAACACAUUAGAAUUUCAUUUACAUGGAAAAGAGAGGCCAGUUAUGAACUGGUCAACCAGAAUGAAAAUUGCACUAGAUGCAGCCAGAGGAUUGGCAUAUUUGCAUGAGGACUGUCAGCCCAAGAUCAUACAUCGUGAUAUCAAGGCAGCUAACAUUCUUCUUGAUAAUAGCUUUGAGGCUAAGGUUGCAGAUUUUGGACUUGCAAAGUAUUCUUUAGAUACUGAUACUCAUGUCUCUACUCGAGUAAUGGGAACUUUUGGUUACAUGGCUCCAGAGUAUGCCUCCAGCGGGAAGCUUACAGGGAAGUCAGAUGUUUUCUCCUUUGGGGUUGUGCUUCUGGAGUUGAUUACUGGAUGCCGUCCUGUUGAUAAGUCUCAGCCAUUCUUUGAUGACAGCUUAGUUGAUUGGGCAAGGCCUUUACUUUCGCAAGCUUUGGUACAUAGAAAUUUUGAAACAUUUGUGGAUCCAAGGUUGCACAAGGGCUAUGACUCCAGUGAAAUGACUCGUAUGGUUGCUUGUGCUGCAGCCUGUGUUCGUCAUUCAGCAAGGAAUCGCCCACGGAUGAGCCAGAUAGUUCGAGCUCUGGAAGGAAAUAUUUCUCUGGAUGAUUUGAAUGAGGGAAUCAUACCUGGGCACAGCACAGUGUUCGGUUCCUAUGAAAGUUCUGAUUACAGUUCAACCCAAUACAGGGAAGACAUGAAGAAGUUCAGGAAGGUGGCACUGGAAAGCCAAGAGCUUGGUAGCAGUGAAUACAGUGCGGUCACCAGUGAAUAUGGUGUUAAUCCAUCUAGCUCCAGCAGUGAAGGCCAACAUCCUACCCAGGUGAUGGAAAAGUCGAAAGCGGAUAAAGAAACCAAAGAUGUUAUCGGAAGUUUGUAACAAUCUAUUGCAAAAUUGCUUGGAAAACAGUAAAUUCUUGUCUCCCAGCUGUAUUCAUUAUCGCCUCAUUUCCAACUUGGGAGAACCACUUGUAAAGCAAAUUUGAGAUUUGUUUUGAGAUCCAUUCCUCCCCUCACCCAAGUCUUUGGUUUUUCUCUGCUAUCCAAAAAUGUCAGCCAAGCCAAGGUAGACUGAUAGCAAUAGUGAAAUCAAGAUUUGGUUUAAGGGAUUGGGUGGAUUUUGUGAAUUCCACUGAAAAUGCAUCGAUUUUUAAUAUUAUUUGCUUGUUUAGAGUUAUCAAGCCUGUAUUGCCUGUAUAUAUUUGACGUAGUAAUACUCUCACCGCAACAGUGUAUCAAAUAUCUAUAGAGAAGCUUCAAUGAAUUUCAACGUGUUCCUUUUUUUUUUUUUAUUUGAUAAGUUGUAUUUCAUUAUCUAAUGUAGCGGAAAAACUGCAAACAAAAAUCAAUACAAAGUGUUGCAACA
Molecule: messenger RNA, 2812 nt
Organism: Durio zibethinus
Lineage: Eukaryota; Viridiplantae; Streptophyta; Magnoliopsida; Malvales; Malvaceae
Source: RefSeq, a predicted model, not a curated record